AAGUACUUGCAAGUAGAAUGCCAAAACAAUCCGGUGGACUCCACGCUGCACAGAAGUGAGCAACGAAAUACAAUUAAAAGCACAUUUACAAUGAAAUCAGACCUGGAGCGGAAAGAGAAUUUAACAGUCAAUGUAUUAAAUAAAUUUUAAGAAGCGGACUUGUUGAAUGUUACAGAGUCGUUUAAGUGAUACGAUCUUUCAUAUACUUGGAGAAAUUGCCUGGUCUAGCGAUAACAUUUUGGUCUGUACAACAGUCUGAAGCCUUGUUAAACAGAGGAAAUGUCGAUUUUCCCACGAAUUUCCCUGAAGCCUGAAGUGACUGAAUAUCUUAAGAGUGUCUUCUUAAACAAGGAGGUUUUAACGGCGGUGGGUCAUCAGGAGGCAGAGCAUCGUUUCAACAAGCUGCUCUCAUGUCUGUCUCACCCACCUUCAUACACCUGCGUACGAGCCAGCACCCAUCUCGCCCCCCUUGAGGAGAUCAGGCAGCAGCUGGCAGAAGAGCUGAGGAAGCAGCUGAUGUGCAGCUCGUCAGCAGAGGAAGUCUCUGUGCAGAUUCUGCCACACCCACGAAUUGCAGAUGUGCUGAUCCUUCCUGUUGAAGGUCCGAGACCUGUGAAGCAGCUCGGCUCAGAGGUGGUGGUGGGCGCUCAGUGUGGCGGCGCCGUACUGAGAGGCGCUCACGUCUUUGCCCCGGGGAUCCUCGGCAGCCCCAAAUACAUGAAGGCGGGGGAUUUGGUGUCCGUCUUCUCUGACCUGGAGGGCAAGUGCACCCGAGGAGCCACCAGCUUCCGGGGGAAGAAGGUAUUUGUGGGUAAUGGAGUAGCCGAAAUGGACCGCUCCACUAUCUUCUGCACAGAUGAGCCUGCCAGAGGUAUCGGUAUCCGAAUGGUGGAGCCGCUUUACAGAAGUCCGUCCUUUGAUGGUGUCUUACCUAGCCUAGCGUUCCUGCAGAACCUCCCGUCUGUGGUUGUGGGACACGUGCUCGGACCUCGCCCUGGGGAGCGCAUCCUGGAUAUGUGCGCUGCGCCUGGAGGGAAGACCUGCCACAUUGCUGCGCUCAUGGGAGAUCAGGGAGAGGUCGUAGCCUUGGACAGGAUCCGGAAUAAGAUCGACCGCAUUCGUCAAAAUGCACAAAUGUUGCAUUUGCAAAGCGUGAAGGCGCACUGCUUUAACAGCACUCUGUCUGUGAGCAGUGACCCAGCACAGGAAACUGAAGGACCUCCGUUCCCUCCGGAGAGUUUCGACCGGGUUCUGCUCGAUGCUCCCUGCAGCGGCCUCGGACAGAGACCCAACAUGGGCAGCACCUGGAGCCUCAAAGAGAUCUGCUCCUACCAGCCACUGCAGCGCAAGUUAUUUCAUGCUGCGGUGCGGCUGCUGAAGAAAGGUGGUGUUUUGGUGUACAGCACCUGCACAGUGACUCUAGCAGAGAAUGAGGAGCAGGUAGCUUGGGCCCUUGACACCUUCCCCUGCCUCUCACUUGUGCCACAGGAGCCCCACAUCGGUGCUGAAGGCAUGCCUGGAGCCGGCCUUCCACCUGAGCAGCUGCGCCUCCUCCAGAGGUUCAGUCCCGAGCUGAGCUGGGAGCAGACGGAAAUUACAGCCCCGCUCCCCUGCAGAGCCGACAGCGACACUAUCGGCUUCUUUAUCGCUAAGUUCCUGAAAAACUAACCCGAGGGCUCGCGCUCUCGCACGGGGCUCAUAUGAGACAGCAAAACGGGAACAAUAGUGUUUAUAUUACGACACUCUGUGUGCUUUGACGGGCCAGUGUUGACAAAGAGCUCCCUGCGCUGUUUACAGCAUCUGCCUCUUAACAGCUGCUCUCUAAAACCGUGGGCCAUAUAGGGAUAAGCUUUAUAAACACCAGGGGAGGGUUGGAUGGAAGAGGGUGGUGGUUGGGGGGCACGUGGCGACGGAGUCUGGAUGAGUAACGGCAAAUGCAGCAGGAGCAGCGCUGCGGUUGCUAUAACAACAGUGACGACACAGCUGCCAUGGUGACGGAUUCGCUGGAGAAUGGAUCAGGAAGUAGGUGUAGAAAGAGGCCAUGAGAGGAAUUAACAAUUUAGUGUCUUUGCAGCGCUGGAGACGACUGGGACAUUUAAUUAGGACUUCUGGAGCCUGCAGGAAAGAGGAGACGCUUGUGUUUGGCUCAGUCUCUGCAUUCAUCAGAAGGAAAUGUUGCUCAGUUUUUCAGAAUAAGAGCACAUUUAAAGGGAGGCUGUUUCUGUUUUUGGAAGUGGUUAAGAGUAAAGAUGUGAGAUGAAAAAGAGAUGUUAUUAAAAUGAUGACUUCCAGGAUAUUUAGACCUUUUUUUAAUUUGUUUUUUACUAAUAAAAUAAGAGUUAAUUUAGAUAAUUCCUUAAAAACAAAAUGCCAAAAUAGUCCAGAGGUUUUUUCAUGAUGGUAGGGUUUACUCCUAGAAGACCUUUGCAUAUGAUCUCAAACCAUUUGUCAAUUGUUGUCUAAAUUCCUUUUAACUAAUUGUAUUUAGCAGAGAUUAAAAAGAAUUUUAGCUAAUUUUUUUUCCUUUUUCUCUUUUGUUAUUUAUUCCUUUUUAUGCAAGCAAAACACAAAUCGUCUUAUAUUUGAACAUUUAGUCAACACAUCCCAGACAAACGUCACGCACUGACAUUUGAAAAAAUACCGCCACCCCUCAUUUCUUUAUAUUUUGCUAGAAAAACAGGCGCAUAGAAUAUUACUAUACAGGACAAAAAACUGCUAAAGAGCUUGAUAGUCAAUAUUUGUUAGUACCAUUCUUCAACACAGUCUGAGUUUUCUUAGGCAAGCUUUCCUGUAAUUUCCUCAAGUAGUCUUCAGGAAUAAUUUUCUGGGCUUCAGAGCUCUGCUUUGGAUGUUUGCUGCUUGUGUUUCAUUCUCUGUAAGAUCAUCCCAAACUGCUUCAUUGAUGUUGAGGUCUGGGCCAUGACUGAUAGUGUUCCAUUGUGUCUUUUAUCCAGGUAUUUUUUUUAUUGCAUUGGUAAUAAUUUGGAUGCAUUGCUCAAUCAGACCUGUUACCACUGAUUUUAAGCUAAGUUCUUGCAUAACUUGGCAUACCUCAAAUUAAAUGUUCUCCCUGUUUGCUUUCCUAAUCAUUGGCUUCUUGACAGCCAUCGAUUGUUUUUGCCUAAAUAUGCAAUUUAGUUGCUUCUUUUCUCUGUUGUAUGUUGUACAACACUGGCUCUUCUCUUCAGUUAGGUGCCUUUUGUGCUUAAAUUACUAAUUAAAAUGGUUUGUUAGACAGAAAAGGCUUAAAAUGUUACAGAAACAUCUGGCACUUUUUCAUAUUCAUUAGAAUAUUUGGGGUCUAGAUAUUUGGUGCGAUGAAAAUCGACAUUCAAUGGCAUCUUAUUUCUCUGUGUGAUCUUAUGAUCUUCAAUUUUUCAAAGCUUUCUGAUGUUCCCAUAAUGAAAGGCUUGGUAAAAUAAUUGAUUCUCCACUUCCACUUCAUAUCUGCUCACACACAUUAUAGUGUGUUACAUAUUGCUACAUGUUCAUACGUGCUUAUGGUUGCCAAAUAUAGGAACUAAUUUAUUCAGUGCAAAUUUAAAAUGGAUGUCCAAUAAAUCCGCAGCCUGUGUGCAAUUUAUAGAUCCGUGCCAGCAGUGCACCGACAUCUGUCCCGUUCUUCUGACACGCAGUAUUUUGAGGACCUUCACUAUGACCUCAGCUCAAUCCCCUUUCCUGGGAAUAACAUCAGACUCUUAUCAGUCCACGCACACAUCUGUCUGCGCUGCACUUCACCUCCCUGCAUCUAAGCUGCAUGUGAGUGCGGACUGGCUGCACCACUGAAGAUUUGUUUUUCCCCGAUUUCACAUUAAAAUUCAAGAUCAAAUAUGCCUCAUCUCCGAGUUUGUCUGUUAUGAAGGCAGCUGUGAGUGUGUGUGGAGGCAGCUUCCUAUAUUAGAAUCAUCCCCUCAGCAUUGUCAUUCAUGUCGGGGUUGUCAUGACGACUCGGGAGGCAGGCCGGUGAGUCUACCUCAAUUUUUCAGUGGAGUUUCAGAUGACUAUUUAUAGACGCACCGUUUCCCUCCUCUGUCUGGGUCUUCUGCUGACACAAACAUCAAAACGGUCUCCCACUGCGUCAGUCGUUUGUUUCCAACUUUAUUCUUCGUAUUUAUGCAAUAUGUACACAUGUACACUGUUAUAAAAUCUGUAGUGCUACCAAUGUAGCAUAGAAAUGGACGAGUUUUUAUAAUUACAAUUAUCAGGCAAAAAAAAACAUUUUAAAAAAAAGGUGAGGAGAUGGUGUGUAAACAGAGGGCCAGAGUGCACGGACUCAAAGAUCAACUAAAGUCUAUUCAGGUUUUGAUGAUGUUGUUGACUCAGGCAUAUAGAGCAGGUAAAAUAUCCCCAAAUCCAUUAACCAGAUCCUGUAUUUUAAUCAGAAGAGUGAAAAGAGGGCAAAAACUUAAAGGCAAUAUUUAUCUGGUAAACACUUGGAAUUAUUUUUGUUUCUUUGGAAUUUCAGAAAUACCCACACUGAACAACAUAUCCUAAAAUUAGCAUUGUUUGUACUAAGAAAUCAAAGUAGGACUUAAAUGGAAUUCAUUAGAAAAGGGGUCAGGAUUAAUCCAAGAUGAAUCAUCAGGACCUACGAUUUGGUGGGAAUGUUAUAUCAAAUCCCUUUCACUUGAAACCAAUGUGAAAAAGCCUGUUCCAAUGUUAUAAAAUGUUUCUGGACCCAUACAAAGAACAGUACUGCAUGUGUUGAGAGGAAGUUACUGGAGAACUCUUUGUCUGUCUUGUAAGGCAAGACUAAGGUGCGCCUGCAAGAAGGCAUGAAUAUGUUAAAACGUAACAUCUAAAACCCGUGGAAUCAAAAAAAGAAACUAAGCAGUAAGUGAUGAACAUAAAACGAGCAGUUUGACACUUUGGGAAAUACGCUGUUAGAGUUAGAGCGAUACCACUCUCAUAUACGAAUCCCCCUCCCCCAGUAAUGCCACAACCUGUUAUUUGUAGGUUUGUACAGAUUUCACCAACACAAAAUGGUAAUUGUUGAGCUUUUAGAGGUGCUGGUAGGUGGUUUUUACCUUCAGAGAAACUGUUCACAUGAG
Messenger RNA from Haplochromis burtoni (Burton's mouthbrooder), 5051 nucleotides. RefSeq names its product NOP2/Sun RNA methyltransferase 6 (gene nsun6). The record is from RefSeq and is a predicted model, not a curated record. The coding region runs from base 280 to 1668 and encodes 462 amino acids. Gene Ontology annotation, molecular function: RNA binding; methyltransferase activity. The transcript has 12 exons. Gene Ontology annotation, biological process: RNA methylation. NCBI's taxonomy places the organism in Eukaryota, Metazoa, Chordata, Actinopteri, Cichliformes, Cichlidae.